AUGCUUCCAACGCCAGAUACCUCUCACGUCCCCUACGAGCGUGUCUACGAGCCCGCCGAAGACUCAUUCCUCCUCCUCGACACGCUCUCAUCCGCUUCCGAGACGCAGUAUCUCCACGAGACCUUCUCAUCCGAUGCGUCAUCACCACCACCAAAGGCCAUCCCCUUCGUAGUCGAGCUGGGAACAGGGUCCGGCGUCGUCCUGGCCUUCAUCACCGCCCAUGCAAAGACUCUCUUUGGCACAAACCAGAUUCUCACCGCGGGAGUAGACAUGAACGCCUUUGCCUGCCGUGCCACCAUCAAGACUGUGGAAAAGGCACAGGCCGACUCAGUCGCCGAAGCAGGCAGCCAUGAGAAGCCUCACGGACUGUACCUGGGCUCCGUUAUGGGCGACUUGGCAGCUCCGUUGAGAAAUCAUUCCGUGGACGUGCUGGUGUUCAACCCGCCGUACGUGCCCACUUCAGAGAUGCCUUCUCGGCCGGAGACGUUUACGCAGGAUUUACCGUCAAAGACGUCGUUUGACGACGAUUCUUAUUUGCUUUCACUGUCCUAUGCUGGCGGAAAAGAUGGCAUGGAGACUACGGAUAGGCUGAUUGACGCUUUGCCGGAGAUUCUCUCGCCGAGAGGGUGCGCCUACAUUCUUCUUUGCGCGCAGAAUAAGCCUGAGGAGGUCAAGACCCGGAUACAGACUUUUGGUCCUGAAUGGAGAGCUGUGACGGUUGGGUCUAGUGGGAAGACGGCUGGAUGGGAGAAGCUGCAGAUUGUGCGGAUAUGGAGAGACAUAUCGGCUUGA
Trichoderma gamsii is the source of this 792-nucleotide messenger RNA. RefSeq lists its product as hypothetical. The transcript has a single exon. Gene Ontology annotation, molecular function: S-adenosylmethionine-dependent methyltransferase activity; protein methyltransferase activity; nucleic acid binding. Bases 1 to 792 code for a protein of 263 amino acids. NCBI's taxonomy places the organism in Eukaryota, Fungi, Ascomycota, Sordariomycetes, Hypocreales, Hypocreaceae. Gene Ontology annotation, biological process: methylation. Gene Ontology annotation, cellular component: eRF1 methyltransferase complex. The record is from RefSeq and is a predicted model, not a curated record.